Messenger RNA from Drosophila yakuba, 964 nucleotides. Its product is annotated as peritrophin-55. Lineage: Eukaryota; Metazoa; Arthropoda; Insecta; Diptera; Drosophilidae. Bases 131 to 769 code for a protein of 212 amino acids. The transcript is spliced from 2 exons. Gene Ontology annotation, cellular component: extracellular region. The record is from RefSeq and is a predicted model, not a curated record. Gene Ontology annotation, molecular function: chitin binding.
AGCAUGGGCUGGCUCCACAUAAAAAGCCCUUCGAGCUGCCAGAAAUGCAUCAGUGAUCGGUGAGCCGAGUUAGCAGCCAGACGCAUUCCUUCUUCAGUCUCGCAAGUAACCCGAAAAUAAAACCAUCAACAUGAAAGCCGUGAUCUUUGUGCUUACCGCCUUGCUGGCCGUGGCCGGAAAAGCCCAUGCCGAAUGCGGAAAAGUUCCGCAGUAUUCGGAAAAAAUCGAUCCCGUUGAAUGCCCAUUGUCUGGAAUCCAGUUGCCCAACUACGAGAACGCCACCGUCUACUACCAGUGCAGUAAAGCGACCACCACCUCCAAGUCGACCGCCACAUUGACCGGCUGCCCUACUAACACCUACUUCAACUAUGCCAUGCAGAAAUGCGUGACCUGCGAUGCUUACUUCCCGAGCACCCAGUGCAGCAGUCUGAAAAUCAACGUUACCUGUGUGUCCAUCGCCACCACUGUUGCCCCCACUGCUGCCCCCACUGUUACCCCUACGGUUGCCCCCACGGUUGCCCCCACCGAAACCACCGUUGCCCCCACCACUAAGGCACCUGGCACCACCGUGCCCGUCCCACCAACUGAUGCUCCUACAACCACCACCACCGUUUCCGACGACAUCAUCACCCCCACUGGUACCACCAUCUCCGUGCCCCAGCCCCCAUCCCCCAACGACAGCAACGUGCCCACUCCAGUGACGCCCGCACCCACAGCUCCAGUCAUAAACGACACUCCUCCGACCGCGGCUGUGGCCGACACCGAUUAAGUAAAUCCUCGAGUUAGUUCUAUCAAAAGCCUCAGGAUUUUUGUCUGAAUAAAGUGUCGACACACUCAUUAUGAAAAGAUAGUAACUUUUAGUUUUUUUUUAACAGCCCCAAUAUAAAUUUAAUUACAAGAAAUUUUAAUUGUAAGCCAUCAAAUAAAAACUGCAGAAAUAUGAAAACCAGUUUGUUGACAAAAA